Lactuca virosa is the source of this 2737-nucleotide messenger RNA. Lineage: Eukaryota; Viridiplantae; Streptophyta; Magnoliopsida; Asterales; Asteraceae. The record is from the annotation of a GenBank genome assembly.
CCCAUUGUCUGACCCUCUCUCUCUCAUAUUCCCCACACUACAUACUGCUUGCAGGCCGACAUCAUCAACUGCCGUGAACAGUAAAGACUGAUCGCCGAUUUUGACUUAUGUCGUAGUUUGACCGGAAUAUCUAGGUUCAUCAGAUCGACGAUGUUGAUUGGAUUUUGAAGAGAUAUAUUCUUGAGUUUUUGGAGUGUGGGGUUUAGGUUUAUGGGUUUAAAUGAUUACGUUACGUAUAGUGAUUGAUUAAGUUUUGGGGUGAAGGGUUUAAGGCAAUGACUAGUGGUUAUUGAUAAUUGAGGAUCAGAAACGCAGAUUAAGAUGUCGAAUUCGAAAGUAGUGUAUGAAGGGUGGAUGGUGCGGUAUGGGAGGAGGAAAAUCGGGAGAUCUUUUAUACAUAUGCGGUAUUUUGUGCUGGAAUCGAGAUUGCUUGCUUAUUACAAGAGGAAGCCUCAAGAUAAUGUGGUUCCAAUCAAGACAUUGGUUAUCGAUGGCAACUGUAGAGUGGAGGACCGAGGCUUAAAAACCCAACAAGGACUUAUGGUGUAUGUUUUGCUUAUAUACAACAAGAAAGAGAAAUACCAUCGGAUGACUAUGGCAGCUUUUAACAUCCAAGAGGCACUUAUCUGGAAAGAAAAAAUAGAAUCUGUUAUCGAUCAGCAUCAGGAGUCCCUAGCUGCUAAUGGGAAUAAAUAUCAGUCUUUUGAAUAUAAAUCUGGAAUGGAUAGUGGAAGAAAUGCUUCCUCAUCAGAUCAGGAAAGUCAGUAUAGUGCUGCUGAAGAUGAAGAUGAUUCAAAUCCAAGUUUACUUCGAAGAACAACAAUUGGAAAUGCAGGUCCUCCUGAAUCUAUAUUGGAUUGGACUCAAGAAAGUUCUACAUUAGCAAGCCAAAAUGCAACUAAUCAAGCAAUUUCUAGGAAACACUGGAGGCUUCUUCAAUGCCAGAAUGGACUUCGUAUCUUUGAAGAGCUUCUUGAAGUUGAUUUUCUUCCAAAGAGCUGUAGUAGGGCUAUGAAGGCUUCUGGUGUUGUGGAAGCCAGUUGUGAAGAAGUAUUUGAGCUUAUAAUGAGUAUGGAUGGAACACGUUCUGAGUGGGACUGUAGUUUCCAAGAUGGUAGCCUAGUUGAGGAGGUGGAUGGACAUACAGCUAUUCUUUAUCACAGGCUUCAGCUCGAUUGGUUCCCAACGUUUGUAUGGCCACGUGACCUUUGUUAUGUGCGAUAUUGGCGCCGAAACGAUGAUGGAAGUUAUGUUGUGCUGUUUUGCUCAAGGGAGCAUGAAAACUGUGGUCCACAACCAGGAUAUGUUCGGGCUCAUAUUGAGAGUGGAGGGUUUAAUAUUUCUCCAUUGAAAGCUCGAAAUGGGAGGCCAAGAACACAGGUUCAGCAUCUUAUGCAGAUUGAUCUGAAGGGAUGGGGUGUGGGUUAUGUGUCAUCAUUUCAGCAGCAUUGUUUGCUACAAAUGUUAAAUAGUGUUGCUGGACUUCGGGAAUAUUUUGCUCAAACAGAUGGAAGGACUGUUCCUCCAAGAAUUCCAGUUAUGGUUAAUAUGGCAUCAUGUAAUGUUCCCUCAAAGGAGACACAUAAAAACCAGAUGACUUCCAUUCAUGAUCGAAAUCAGUCCCUAGAUAAUGCUGCAAAAAUGAUGGAUGAGUACUCAGAUGAAGAUGAAGACUUCCAAAUCCCUGAUGAAGAGGCAUAUCGUGUUGAGCAGGAGAUGAAAAGGGCAGAAGUUGUUGAAGAAGAAGCUAUUGUUGAAAUGGACUUGUCGUGCUUUUCGGGCAACCUUAGGCGAAAUGACAAUGAAAGUGGGCGUGAUUGUUGGAGAAUAUCUGAUGGGAACAACUUUAGGGUGCGUAGUAAGCGUUUUUGCUAUGAUAAAUCAAAGAUGCCUGGGGGAAAACAUCUUAUGGAUCUUGUUGCUGUUGACUGGUUUAAAGACACCAAAAGAAUGGACCAUGUUGCUAGACGCCCAGGUUGUGCAGCACAAGUUGCUGCUGAAAAAGGGCAUUUUUCCAUGGUGUUCAAUCUCCAAGUACCUGGUUCCACAAACUACAGCAUGGUUUUCUAUUUUGUGAGCAAGGAAUUAGUACCUGGAUCUCUUGUGCAACGUUUUGUUGAUGGUGAUGAUGAGUUUCGUAAUAGUAGGAUGAAGCUCAUACCAUCAGUCCCCAAGGGCUCCUGGAUUGUACGACAGAGUGUUGGAAGCACACCUUGCUUACUUGGAAAAGCAGUUGACUGUAACUAUAUCCGUGGUGCCAAUUACUUAGAAGUUGAUGUUGAUAUUGGUUCUUCUACUGUAGCUAAUGGUGUAUUGGGUCUUGUAGUUGGUGCCAUCACUAGCCUUGUUGUGGACAUGGCUUUCCUUGUACAGGCAAACACUAUAGACGAAUUGCCAGAGAGACUAAUUGGUGCUGUUCGUGUUUCCCAUUUAGAGCUAUCAUCUGCUAUUGUUCCAAAGUUGGAACCCGACACAAGUUAAAUAUACAAACUUCAAUGUGGUUACUUUAUAAUCUGUGUUUACAGCUUAAUCAAAUCAUUUGUCAAUGAAUGAGUAAGGCCCUGUUUAAGUAAAAAAAUAUUUGACAAAUUGAUGGCAGACUUGGGGAAAUGGAAGGAAAAAAAAAAAUAAACAAGGGCAGAUUUGUAACAAGUUAGGAUUUGGUACUUGCAUAGAAGAAGAUGUUAAGCUGUUCAAUACAAAGUUGUAAAUGGCAUUGUUCUUAAUUUCAGAUCUU